AGACACAUCCUCUAUCCGCAUAAAUUAGCCCUGCUCAAGGAAGGAGGGUGUAAACGGCGAAGAUAAAAGCGAUAUUACUUUGUGCACCAUCAUCCUCUAUCGCUAUUAUUUCGACAACGCUUCGUGGUCAUUUCUGAUCUAAUUAUAUAUUACUGUUACUUGAAUCUCUGAAGUAGGCUGAGUGAGCUACCAUCGUGUCCAACAAUGGCAGGGCGAGGCGGGGCACAGCGGCCUAAUGGGGCAACCCAAGGAAAAAUAUGUCAGUUUAAAUUGGUGCUGUUAGGAGAAUCAGCUGUUGGAAAGUCCAGCUUGGUCCUUCGAUUUGUCAAAGGACAGUUCCAUGAAUAUCAAGAAAGUACUAUAGGAGCUGCUUUUCUGACCCAGACAGUAUGCUUAGAUGAUACUACAGUGAAAUUUGAGAUCUGGGAUACUGCUGGUCAAGAGCGAUAUCACAGUCUAGCACCUAUGUACUACAGAGGAGCCCAAGCUGCCAUAGUUGUAUAUGAUAUCACUAAUCAAGACACAUUUGGCAGAGCAAAGACUUGGGUAAAGGAAUUGCAGAGACAAGCCAGCCCUAACAUUGUGAUAGCACUGGCAGGGAACAAAGCUGAUCUGGCCAACAAGAGAAUGGUGGAGUAUGAGGAAGCUCAAGCAUAUGCAGAAGAAAACAGUUUACUAUUUAUGGAAACUUCAGCAAAGACGGCCAUGAAUGUUAAUGACAUUUUCUUGGCAAUAGCAAAGAAAUUGCCGAAGAAUGAAGGUGGUGGCGCUGUGCAACAGAGGAAUCAGGGAGUGAGGUUGAACAAUGAACAGAACCAGCAGUCAGAGGGGGGCUGCUGCAAGUAAUACAACCAUUAGUGGACAGCAAGGCUGUCAUGUGAUCAGACUUUGGUCCAAUCAGAAACUUUGUUACAUCAUGUGAGCUGUGUGCCAGCCCAUUGUUUCUGAACUUGACAAACAUGUUCAGCAGUGAAACUUUUUGAGGGUGAGGAGCCCCACAGAUGAACAAACAUUGAACGGAUUACUUUACAAGGAAAACAAUUUUUGAAAUGGCGGCGUGCGGCUGUUACUCACUCUUCAGUAUGGAUGCGUAUUUAUUGCUGAAUUUGUAAAUUUUCAUGAUAAAUGUCUCCUGAUAAUUUUGAAAUAACAGAAGGGACAAUUGGGGGUGGGAUGGGUGUUUUGUUCUUAUCUUCUAAGAUUAAUGUUAUUGAUUUUGCAUGGUAAUUACGAGAUAGUAUUGGACAGUGUACAGAAAUCAAUAUGAAACUACUCUCCAUGUUACACUUCUUUUGUUACUGAAGCACGAGUGAUGAAUUUGUAGAGGCUCCUUUUCAAUAAGUCUAUUUUACAGGUUGUAAGAUGCUAAAUUUGCUGUAUGAUUUUCCUUAAAAAGCAAUUUUCUCUUCUGCUUAUUUCUUGUCAGACCAGGGUGCAGUUCGGAGGUAUCAUUAAAACCAAGCAAGGAAGCUGCUGCUUUCUGCACAGACAGGUCGUUGACAAUUGUAGAAGUGUACAUUUUCAGUGUCCAGCUAUGAUCUAGCAUACAUGGAAAUGUGGUUGUGCUUUCUUGCUUUCAGCUUCACCACCUGUCUUCUCUUACUGUCCAUCUUCACUGUGAGGACUAGUCUGUGCAAUAAGCUGAGCUUGGUUUCCAUAUGCCCAUUAAUGAUACAAUGAUAUAUUUGUAUAUAAUAUAUCAAAGACUUCAAAAGGAUAUUGUAUGGACCAUUUUAAACCAGGCAUUGGUUCCUUCAGAAGUGUUUCUGGUACUACCAGUUAACAUGACAUGAUGCCUAAAUAGUAUACAAUGGCCUGUCUAAAAUUGAAAAUACCAAAUUAUAAAUUCCUGUUAUGAACAACGUACAAGUUAUUUCAAGUGAAUUACUCCAUUUAAAUGUGUUCCUGUAUGUGUCUGAAAGGAGAUAGGAUUCCUCCAUUGUGUAUUGCCAUGCCAUUAGUGUUACUAACAUAGGCAUAUAUUUCCUUAUACAUUACAGUCAACUGUCUGUGUGAUUGCCCCCUGGUCUGAAGUGGGAGUUGUGUAUAUGAGAGCUGAAAUUGGCUGUUGACUGUAAUAUAUCUAGCAAAGUGAGAAUUGCACAUUGUAAUUUUGUUGUAAAGGUCCUGUUGUGAUCGUGUAUCAAAGAUUAACAUGUAUAUUCAUAUUCUGUACAUAGACAUCGAUGAAGUGUUUUAUACCAAGCCCAUGAAGAAUACACACAUGGUCUUUCAUAAACAGAGACAAGAAAGAUGACAUAAGGCAUUGUAUAUGUACGUUCAUUGUGGUCAUGUGCUGCAGGUUCCACUAGAAGAUAAUUUGACAUUGGUACAAUGUUCUUUCAGAACAGAAGUUCGAACUGCAAGCAUUCUGCCAGUUCAACUUCAGUUUCCAAUUUGUUGAAAUUCAUCCAAAUUGAAAAAAACUACAGAUUUCAGUCAAAUGAAAUGAUAGUUUGAAAUGAAGUUGUGUAUUCCUGAUGUGAUGAGAAAUUUUGUUUCAACAGUCAAAUCACAUUAUUACUUUCCCUUGGAAAGAAGAAACAUAUUUAGUCAUUACCUUUCAUUAUCAUUGUAGUUUAUAUACUGCCAAAUGGUGUCCAGGAUACACAACCAAAUGAUUCAUCUUUCUCUUCCAAAACAUAGUCCUUAAGACAUGCUUUUGUUGCAAGUGUGUUUCAGCUUAAAUGUACACAGUAUUUAAAAUAUAUAUUUAUCUUUGAAAUAUUACUAGUAUUGGUUUACAUCAUCCAAAGGCAUAUGGUUAAUUUCAGAUAUUUAAUUAUACAGUAGUGAGGUUACUUUGAAUGGUAUCCUUCUGGAACUGUGUUGUUUAGUGAAUAUCAAGAUGCCAUGCAGAGGUGAUGAAGCUGAUUUAUGAAAUUUCAUAUUUAAUCUACAAGUCUGUGUUUAAGGUCAAAUUUCAGAACCUGCCAGGUUUUUGAUGCAAUUAUUCUCCUGCUCAUCAUUUCAGAGAAAACAUGUAAAUGUAGUGAUUGUCUUGUCUGCGAUACAAUGCAUCAGUUGAAUGGAAAACAUCACAGUCAGACUGUCCAACAUUUCCAGAUUAGCACCUACACUGACUGAAUGCCAAGAGUAUUCCUUCAAGUGAACGAAUAGCAAAGUUGUAAUAGUUCGCAGAUUUUCAUCCAUCGAGUCAAAGUCUGUGUCAUACAUUCAAUGUUUCAUAUGGACAAGUGCAGGAAACAGAAUUUCAUGAAAAUUAUCUUGAAACAUUUAUCUUUUAGAAAAUAAUUCUAAUAAAUGUAAUUUUUAUUUAGGCACGGUAUGUCUGUAUCUUUUUCAGGUUGAUCUGCACCAUACAUUACCAUUUCAUCAAGUAAUGAUAUUAUUGGCACAGGUCCGUUUUAAAGACUCACUUGAUGACUUUCAGACCAUUGAAGAUCUGAGUUGAUACGUAGUUAGUCUGACUCAGCUGACCAUGGACACUAUCAUAGAUAAUAUUCAAAGUUACGGUUUGCUCAUAUAUGUCGGUCCUGUUCAUGGAUGUUGCAAGGUUCAGCCGUGUACAAACUGAUGGAAACCAUGUAUAAUGUACACUUCACAAAUAAACUUCUGUAUAUAGUAAAGAAGAA
Haliotis rufescens (red abalone) is the source of this 3596-nucleotide messenger RNA. RefSeq names its product ras-related protein Rab-5C-like. The record is from RefSeq and is a predicted model, not a curated record. Lineage: Eukaryota; Metazoa; Mollusca; Gastropoda; Lepetellida; Haliotidae. Gene Ontology annotation, molecular function: GTPase activity; GTP binding. The transcript is spliced from 6 exons. Bases 205 to 846 code for a protein of 213 amino acids.